CCAAGUCGAGAGGUUUGGGGAUGACCCACGACUUUGUAGUGGCCCUGUUCAGUCCCUUGCAGGAUUCCAAGGUGUGAAGAGGAGAGAUAAAGGAGGAGCCACCUCAUGGCGUCCCGGCCAAGGAAUGGGGCCCACCUUCCAGGUCCCAGUUGCUCCAUUUGAUAAUUUUCAUUCUUCGUGUGUCCCAAGUCCCCCAACAUCAGGCUUUGAGAAGAUGUGCCCUCAGGCAACUGAACAAGGUGCCUGCCUUUGGGGAAGGGCCACCGGCCACAGCCCAACUCCCUUCGGAAUAGUUUCCAGACCCAGCUUGUGGCCCCGGCUUGGCCAGGGCUGACUCCCCUCUUUGUGCUGCUCCAGAUCCACUGGCUCGUUCUGCUGGGUCACGGCCCUCCUCCUCCAGGCUGCUUAUCAAACUGAACUCGGGGUCCGACCAGGGCACCAACAGCUAUUUCCCCACCCCGGGCUCAACACUAUCUGUUAAGGCAGCCACAGAUGGCACUUGUCUUUUGGCUGCCAAAUCACAUUGCUACCCGAGCUUGCGUCUACACGGACCCACAGACCCUUUUCGGAUAACUAUUGGCCAGUAACCCCAUUGUUUCCUGUCCAGAAAAAAAGCCCACUUGAUUUUUCGUGGUGUUCAGAACUCCGUGUCCGAAGACUUCACUCUCUUUCCGAUAAAAGCGGUCAUGAGAUCUGUGCAGGAGAGCCCGUGAGCCUCAGACCCCUUCCAUCCGGAUUACUUCUGCCUGCCUGCAUAUUCAUGUGCCACAGAGAGGCUGGGACCACUUACCUACCCGAACCCUCCUGGGUCUCAUUCACAGAGAGGACACCGAGUGACCGGAGGCCCUCCAGGAGCCAUCACCACACGCCCUAGGGAGGAAUGCUCCAAAAUGGGAAGAAGUUUGAUUCCUCUAGAGACAGAAACAAGCCUUUCAGGUUCAAGAUUGGCAGGCAAGAAGUGAUCAAAGGCUUUGAGGAUGGCACUGCCCAGAUGAGCCUGGGUCAGAGGGCGAAGCUGACCUGCACCCCUGACGUGGCCUACGGAGCCACGGGACACCCGGGAGUCAUCCCUGCCAACGCCACCCUCAUCUUCGACGUGGAGCUGCUCAGGUUAGAGUGAGCUCUCAGGGGUGCCGGCUGAGGCCAGCUGUGCUGCUGCUGCUGCUGCUGUUCAUACACCACCCCUUCUUCCCCGGGGUCCCCCAGCUUCCCAUUCCAGCUCCCAUCCCAGGGAGGCCCGUCUUCAUCAUACCCGUGUGUGUGCAUGUGCGCGUGUCCGGUUCUGUGCUGACAAGCUUCUUGGCUUUGAGGAGACCCCGUCAGGAACGCUCUCAAACGGGACCCCUCCUCUAACUUGCAUGUGCCCCCAGCCCCACCCCGGCCCCCCACACGCGCCAGCACUUUUAUUUAUGAAGCAAAAAGUCUGCACUGCCUUACUUGUCCACUGAGCCCAGGAGCUGCCGGUCCCAGCCGGACGUGCACAAGCCAGGCCCGAGCCCGCCCGCCCGCCAGGGACCCUGCCUCGUCCUCGCUGCUAACCUGGAACUAAGAUGUAUGCAAAAUAAAGGUUCUAUCUGUG
Antechinus flavipes (yellow-footed antechinus) is the source of this 1579-nucleotide messenger RNA. RefSeq names its product FKBP prolyl isomerase 1B (gene FKBP1B). The record is from RefSeq and is a predicted model, not a curated record. NCBI's taxonomy places the organism in Eukaryota, Metazoa, Chordata, Mammalia, Dasyuromorphia, Dasyuridae. The coding region runs from base 881 to 1120 and encodes 79 amino acids. The transcript has 3 exons. Gene Ontology annotation, biological process: regulation of cardiac muscle contraction by regulation of the release of sequestered calcium ion. Gene Ontology annotation, cellular component: sarcoplasmic reticulum membrane. Gene Ontology annotation, molecular function: peptidyl-prolyl cis-trans isomerase activity.